Messenger RNA from Entamoeba nuttalli P19, 951 nucleotides. RefSeq lists its product as hypothetical. Lineage: Eukaryota; Evosea; Mastigamoebida; Endamoebidae. The coding region runs from base 1 to 951 and encodes 316 amino acids. The transcript has a single exon. The record is from RefSeq and is a predicted model, not a curated record.
AUGAGUGAUUAUCUCUUAGCAAAUUAUAGUCAUGAAUAUGAAAAUGAAUUUAUGUAUUUAAUGAUAGAAACAAGUAUGGGAACAAAAUUUGAUAAUAAUGAUAAAUUACCUAAAUGUCUUGUUAUGGUUGGUGGAAAACCUAUUAUUCAAUGGCAAUUAGAAGUGCUUGAGAAACUAAAUGUUAAAGAAUUAGAAAUUGUAGUUGGAACAUCUGUUGUUGCUCUUGUUCAGUCAACCAUUGGAACAAUUAAAACAACAAUUAAUAUCCAUUAUUAUCCAAUUGAUGAUAUUGAAUUUUUACACAAUGGAGUUGCAUUAAAGAAGUUUAGAGAAGAUAAUAGAGAGAAGUUAAUGAAAUAUAGAGAUGUAAUAGUUAUUGGAACUGACUUAUUAUUUGAUACCACCACAUUUACAAAUUUUAUUAACCAACAUAGAAUUGAAAGUAGUUAUCUUACGUUACUUACCACUGAAGAAAAAAGACCUAAAUUAAAGAAAGGAGAAGAAUUUGACGAACAACGUCCAAAAGAUUUAUUAAUUCUUAAUGAACAAAAAAGAAUUUUUGGAAUGGUUUAUGGUAAUUGUUCUGAUAAAAUUGGUAUUCCUUAUGAUGUUCUUGAUAGAUACCCUUCUCUUUCUAUAGUUGAUGAAAUCCAAACAUUAAGAACAUUUAUUGUUAAAAGUACUGUCCUUGCACGAAUGCCAUAUAGUGAUAAAUUAACUUCUAUUCAUAAAGAUGUUCUUCCUCAUAUUAUUAAAUUAUUACGUGGUAAAUUUGGUCAAGACAUUCACGAAAAAACUUUAAAUGAUUUAUUUAAUCAUAUCCCCUCUUCAUUUGAACCACCUUGUAUUUAUGUUCUUCAAAAGACUGGAAUGACUUUUAGAAUAUCUCAACAAGCUCAAAUUAAAAAAGUUGAAGGAAUGGUUAAGUCUCAAAAAUUAAAGCUUUUUUGA